AUGGGACUGUGUAAUUCUAAAAAUACAAAAUAAUCUUAAACCUUCUCCAAAUAAUCAACCACAUAAUGCAUUACUCCAAUCAUACAGAAAACAAAAAAUAAUAAAAAAAUCAAAAAAAUUACAUUCUGUGAUGUCGAAAUUGAAUAAAAAUCAGCACUAUCAGAACAAAAAAGUCCCUCUCCACCACCAAAACUUUGCUACUCCAGUAGCAAUCGAAGUUUUAAUAAAGAUAUUUUAUUUGGACAUUUGAGAACAACAAAGGAAAAGUAUAAUUAAGUUGCUUUAGUAAUAUAAAGCAAAUAAACGCUUUUUGGGAAAACAAUUAGAUUUUCAAACUCCGUAAAGAGGGGAUAAAGAGUGUGUUAAUGA
Messenger RNA from Paramecium octaurelia, 369 nucleotides. Lineage: Eukaryota; Ciliophora; Oligohymenophorea; Peniculida; Parameciidae. The record is from the annotation of a GenBank genome assembly.